CCAUUUUGCUUCAGUUUUGAAUAUUCUAAUUUUUAUUAUAUAUUUAUUUUAUAUUCAAACUUAUUCUGUGAGUGAGUUUAAAAAUGCGCUGUUAAAUUAAAAAAUUGAAAAAAUAAUAAUAAAAAUAAAAUUAUGUGUUUGUGUUUGUGUUCAAUUGUUUGUUUGGUGGAUAAAACAAAAAAAUCGUAAACAAAAUAAAUGGAUAUGUGCUGUUCUUCAUAAAUCAAAACAUAUUAAAAACAUCUUAAUAUUUCUACCUACCUACGUUUAAAUAAAUAACUACCGUACAAAAUAAAUAACUACUUUCUUAAUAUGAUGCUAACUACAGAGCACAUAAUGCAUGGCCAUGCGACAUCGGUUAGUCAAAGUGCACUUUUUGGUUGUUCAACAGCUGGCCAUAGUGGCAUUAACCAGCUGGGGGGUGUCUAUGUUAAUGGGCGCCCCCUACCAGACUCAACACGGCAAAAAAUUGUCGAAUUAGCCCACUCAGGAGCGAGACCAUGUGAUAUAUCCCGCAUAUUACAAGUAUCGAAUGGAUGUGUUAGCAAAAUUUUAGGCAGAUACUACGAAACAGGAUCAAUUAAGCCACGAGCAAUUGGCGGUUCAAAGCCACGUGUUGCAACGACACCGGUUGUACAAAAAAUCGCCGAUUACAAACGUGAGUGCCCGAGUAUUUUUGCUUGGGAAAUUCGUGAUAGAUUGCUGUCGGAACAAGUCUGCAAUAGCGAUAACAUACCAAGUGUUUCAUCAAUUAAUCGAGUCUUAAGAAAUUUGGCCUCACAAAAAGAACAGCAAGCUCAACAGCAGAAUGAAUCGGUUUACGAAAAGUUACGUAUGUUUAAUGGUCAAUCGGGUGGAUGGGCGUGGUAUCCUAGUAAUGCACCACCAGCACACUUGGCGCUACCACCAACUCCAUCUGCUACCAACUUAACAGGGCAAAUUACCAGAGACGAAAUCCAAAAACAUAUCUUUUCCGGUGACGUCUCGCAUCCGAACUCUCACGAAAGUACGUCUGAUGGAAAUUCCGACCACAACUCGUCGGGGGAUGAAGAUUCGCAGAUGCGCUUACGCUUGAAAAGAAAAUUGCAGCGAAAUCGAACAUCGUUUACCAAUGAACAAAUUGAUAGCUUAGAAAAAGAAUUUGAAAGGACCCACUAUCCAGAUGUGUUUGCAAGGGAGAGAUUAGCUGAAAAGAUCGGUUUACCAGAGGCACGUAUUCAGGUUUGGUUUUCAAACCGGCGAGCUAAAUGGCGACGAGAGGAAAAAUUACGCACCCAACGGCGUUCCGUGGAUCAUGUUUCAAGUGGAAAUGGAUCGAGUGGCGGAACUGGUGCUAGUGGAAGUACCAAUGGUGGUAAUGCUGCCCCGAGUGUUGGUGGAUCAGCAGCCAACGCAUCAAAUAACAAUGUCGGCGAGAAUACAAAUGGCGGUGGAGGUGGUGGCGGAGGAGCUAGCAGUAAUGCAGCUGGCGGCACAGCUUCCGAUGGUAAUCCUGGUGGUCAUACAAAUUCAGCAAGCCCACUUUUACAAGCCGUUGCACCUCGUUUACCACUGAAUUCAGGUUUCAACUCAAUGUACUCAUCGAUUCCUCAGCCCAUUGCUACAAUGGCCGAGAAUUAUAGUUCUAUGACAUCUUCGAUUGGUUCGAUGACAACUUCAUGUCUUCAGCAAAGAGAUAGCUACCCGUAUAUGUUUCAUGAUCCACUCUCUUUGGGGUCACCUUAUGCAGCGCAUUCACGUACGCCCUGCAAUCCAGCUGCAGCUCAUCAGCAGCCACCACCACAACAUGCAGCAUAUGGUAGUGGUUCAGCUGCGAGCAGUACUGGCGUAAUUUCUGCCGGAGUUUCUGUACCCGUACAAAUCCCAACGCAAGGUGCUGAUCUCGGCACAAACUACUGGCCAAGGCUCCAGUGAUCCGCGCUCUUCGGGCUUCCCCCACAAAUCUUAUCGCAGGUAAGCCCGAUUACUGCCCCUGGAUCGCCUCAUAGUACAACAACCACCAAUAACAUCAAUACUGGGUCACCUCAUCCGUCGUCAGCUGCACCAUCAAGCCCACCAUUAGGUCUGACCAACAAUAACCAACACCACCAUCAUCUACACCAGCAGCAGCAUCAACAGCAACAACAACAACUACAGCAGCACCACCUAGCACACCAACAGCAGCAUCAUCACCAUCUCUUGCAGCAAUCCUUACACCAUUCACAGCAACAUCACCCCACCUCAAACCCCGUUCUGCUACAUCAUACAAUUCAACACAAUGAUCCACAGCAGCAGCAUCCACACGAGGAGGCGCCAUAAACUAAAACAUAACAACAUUUUAAACAAAAAUUAAAACGAAUUUAAAAGGAAAUAUAGGUAUUAUUAUGUUAACAUAAAUAAUUACACACAAAAAUAAUUAUUAUUUCUUAGAGCCUAUGUUGUUCAAGAGCUAAUUAUAAAUUUAAAAAUAAGUUCCCACCGCCCUCUUUUAAAUCUUGUUUACUUUUCUGUUAUUUAUUAUAUACACAAAUUGUAUCUAUCAUAAAAAUAAAUCGUAAAUAAUACUAAUUUAAAUAAUUAUAAUAACUACUUAUUUUAAAUUAGAUUAGAUUUUUAACGAAAUUUUUGAACAAAGCAAAAAAUAUAUUUAAGCCUAUUUAUAGUUUCACACAGUCAAAAUAUUUAGUUUGUUUGUUAUUAUUUCAAGGGCUACUCCCGGACCUAAACCUCCCUGAAAAUAUUAAUUAAUUUUUAUAAAUAUAAAAGAUUUAAAUAAAAAUAAAAAUUUUCCAAACUUGUUUACUGACAAAAUCUAAAACGGUCAUGAGUGUUUUUUGAUUAAAAUGGUAAGUCCUCUUAAACUUAUUUGAUUUUUAAAUUAAUUUCAUCAAUUUAAAAACACAUAAAUAAAAAACCAUGCUCCAAAGCGAAUUACUGUAAAAGCACACAAAAUAAUUAAAUAUAUUAUUAAAAUUACAUAAUGUGUUUAAAAUAAGCUAUAACUAAGUAUCAAAUGUAAAAUUUUAACAAAAAUGUGUUGUGUCUUGCAAUUAUACAAAAAUAUACAAAUACAUCUCUUUCUUUAAUAAUUGCAUUUUUUUUGUUGAGAAAAUACAAAGACUUUGUUCUCUGAAUUGAUAACUUUCUUGUAAUAAGGUCUCAUAAAAUAAAAUGGUUAUAUAGCAGAGUGCUAAUUUGACUUAGUAUCAUGUACAAGAAUAUGAGCAAUAAACGAAAAGCAAUAUUUAUUAAAUAUAAAAUCACCGGCAGUGUUUCGUUUUAACGUUUUAACAUAGCGUCUUCCUUAAGUUCUCCUCUAUCUACAUAUUUUUAAAAAUGAUAACAAUUUUUUGAGCUCUUUGUCAUUCCCGUUUAAACCAUUUUAGAUCUUCCGAUUCCGAGUCGAUAAAGCUUUUUUUUUUAAAUGUUUUAUUUGGUAUUUUAUUAUUAAUCAUAACCUGUGUUCGUUAUUAAUUUUAUAGGAUAAAGUCCUUAUUGAGCAUUCUAAUAAAUUUAAAUUUGUAUCAAUAUAUCAUAGAAAAGCUCAGGACAACCAGACACACAAAAAAAUUUUAGGUAGGUACGAUUCGAGUAUGUAUACAUGUUUUUUCUUAUUGAAUUAAUUAUAAAUUUUGUAUAUAAAGGUUCAUAUAUGUAUGUCUAAAGAUUGAAGUCUCAAACAACGCGAAAAAAAGAGCAUAAAAUAAAUAAUAAUUUAAGCAACGUGAAGCAAUAAUAGGAAAACAAAAGAGCAAAUAUAUAUACAGCCGUACUUCUAUGUAACACAAACAACGUAAAAAAUCUAUAAAUUUGUAAAGUUUAACAAAUAAAAUGAUUGUUAACAUUUGUAAUUAAUUAUAUUAGAUCUCUUUAAAACAAACAAAAAAAUGCAUAAUAUAAAUUAGAUAAACAUUAAGUUAUUUCAAAGCCAGAGAAACUGAAAAACCUCUACCAUAGCCCAACGCCCUCUACACAAAAUUAAAAAAACGAAAAAAACGUCCCAAAAACAAUGUUUAAAUGAACUUUACAUGAAACAUUAUAUUUAGUAUGGCAUAUAUUAUACAACUUUUUUUAAAGCAAAGCUGACGUUAUAACAAAAGUGAAAUAAUAAACCCAAACAAAAAAAAGGAAAUAUAACAUUAGAUCUAGUAGUAUAAUCAUGCAUAUUUAUGUACAUUUGAUUGUUUGUAUACAUAAUUAUAUCAUAGAACAAAAAUGAUAAAACAUUUUCAAUGUAAAAAAUAAAGUUUAUUUAUUUUAUUAACAAAAAUGAUUGAAACCAAAAAAAAACGAGACAAGAAUCAGUUUUUCCCCGAAAGAAGUAAGUGUUGACAUAAUUCAAUGAUGAUAAAUAUUAUAUUAAUAUUAAAUAUAAGUAUGCAUUAUUAUUAUAAAUAUAUAUAUAUAUAUAUACAUACAUAUAUAUGUAUAAAUUAUAACAUUGUAUGUGUAGUUUGUGCAGAAAAUCGAAAAAAAAAUCUUUAAAAAAUCAAAAACAAAAUAUGGUCCGACAAUUAAAAUAAAUAUAUAUAUAUAUACAAAAAAGGUUUU
This is a messenger RNA of Eupeodes corollae, 4530 nucleotides long. RefSeq names its product paired box protein Pax-6 (gene toy). The transcript has 8 exons. Bases 313 to 1914 code for a protein of 533 amino acids. Gene Ontology annotation, biological process: anatomical structure development; regulation of transcription by RNA polymerase II. Lineage: Eukaryota; Metazoa; Arthropoda; Insecta; Diptera; Syrphidae. The record is from RefSeq and is a predicted model, not a curated record. Gene Ontology annotation, molecular function: DNA-binding transcription factor activity, RNA polymerase II-specific; RNA polymerase II cis-regulatory region sequence-specific DNA binding.